AUGCAGCCAGGACAAAUUCUGGUAAACUUUCACUGCGAGUGCGCAAAAGUCCUACCCGACCCGGACGCGGAUGAUGGCAAGCCUGCAUAUCAGCAUGUUUAUACGCACGUUAUAAUUACUAUGGCAGGGCUUUGUUCUUCUAACCUCCACGUGGAAACGCCAAUUCCUUCAAUGAGAUUUGAGAUGGAAAUGCUAACCGCAAGGUGUGAAAACUAUCCAGCAUAUUAUGAGGUGCCGAUAUUGAUUUCAAGAUCUUCGGAGGGAGCCAACUCAAGACAAUCUAGUGGGAUUGGGAAGAAUGUACGGGCUAUACGGCGGCCGGCCUUUUUGCCUCAACGGCGUCGGCCAUGCCUAGUCCGAGUCCCAAACGGCGAAGGAGUACCAGUCUUACCGCUUGCAUGGCGCAGCAAAGUUCAUUCCGAAGGAAAAUCGAUUUUCGAGAAUAUCCCGAAAUUUAAUUUCAUAGAUGAAAAUCUCGAACGAGUUCCCUCUGAUUCUUUGAAUAGGAAUGCGGGUUUCAGCCAGCGGGAACCUGCAGCUGGAUCUUGUCCUGUUAUUUUUGCUUCACCCACAGGAAGUUUGCUGUUUUCGUACACUGCAUAUCCUGCAAACAAGAGAUGA
Molecule: messenger RNA, 621 nt
Organism: Coccidioides immitis RS
Lineage: Eukaryota; Fungi; Ascomycota; Eurotiomycetes; Onygenales; Onygenaceae
Exons: 5
Coding region: 1-621 (206 amino acids)
Source: RefSeq, a predicted model, not a curated record